AUGGAUCUUGCUAUCGCCAAUUAUGGUACAAACAAUGUUGGUAUACUUCUUGGAGCUAGUAACGGUACUUUCGCAAAUCAAAUUACAUUUUCAACUGGUCCUAAUUCCCAUCCAUACUCACUUGCUGUUGGUCAUUUAAACGAAGACACUAUGCUAGAUAUUGCUGUCACCAACUAUGGAAAUAACAGUGUAGGUGUACUUCUGGGCCGCGGUGAUGGGACUUUUAUGAGCCAAAUGACAUAUUCCCUCAGUGGUGCUUCUCCAUAUUCUAUUGGCAUUGGUGACUUCAACGAUGACAAUCGAAUGGAUUUAGUCGUAACCAAUAAUGGUAUUAACAAUACAGCUCUACUUGUCGGAUAUGGAAACGGUAUCUUUGCAAGCCCUAAAAUGUAUUCAACUGGAUCUUCUUCGUCCAUUUCCGUUGCCAUAGGUGAUUUAAACAGAGAUAAUCGUUUAGACAUUGUUGUCAUCAACAAUGAUACGAGCACCAUAAGUAUCAUGCUUGGUUAUGACGAGUUUUUUCCCAUUCAAACGAUGUAUUCAACUGGUAAUUCGCCAUGCUCUGUAGCCGUUGGUGACUUUAACAACGACACUCGAUUGGAUAUCGUUGUCGCUAAUCAAGUUGGAAACGUUGUAAGUGUACUUCUCGGAUAUGGAAACGGUUCUUGUGCAAAUCAAACGAAAUAUUCAAUUGGCUCUGGGCCCAGCUCUGUAGCUCUUGGGGACUUUAAUAAUGACACCCGACUGGAUAUCGUCGUUGCUAAUUAUGAUGAGAACACUAUUAGUGUACUUCUCGGAUAUGGAAAUAGCUUCUUUGCAAAUCAAACGAAAUAUUCAACUGGCUCUGAGCCACAGUCUGUAGCUGUUGGUGAUUUUAAUAACGACAGCCGGCCGGAUAUCGUCAUCGCUAAUUACGGUGACAACAAUGUAAAUGUACUUCUCGGAUAUGGCGAUGGCUCUUUUGCAAAUCAAACGAUAUAUUCAACUGGCUCUGGGCCCAGCUCUGUAGCUGUUGGUGACUUUAACAACGACACCUAUCUGGAUAUCAUCAUCACUAAUUUUGGUGACAACACUGUAAGUGUGCUUCUCGGAUAUGGCAAUGGCUCUUUUACAAAUCAAACGAAAUAUUCAACUGGUUCUGCAUCAUCAUCAGUAGUUGUUGGUGAUUUUAAUAACGACAGCCAACCGGAUAUCGUCGUUGCUAAUUUCAAUGACGCCAAUGUAAGUGUACUACUUCGGUAUGAUAGAGGAGCUCUGAAAGAAAAAAUCACGUUUGCAUCUGUCAUUGGUUCUCGUUUGCGAGACCUUGCCAUUUUUGAUUUCAAUAAUGAUAGCCUACUAGAUAUCGCCGUUGCCAACUAUGGUAUUAAUAACAUAGGUAUUCUUCUUGGACAUGGGACUGGUACUUUUGGAAACCAAAUGAUGUUUUCAACGGGCUUAAAUUCUCAUCCUUGCUCAAUCGUUAUCCAUGACUUCAAUAAAGACGGUCAAGCGAAUAUAGCUGUGGCCAAUUAUGGUACUGAAACCCUUGUUAUAUUUCUGGGAAAUGGGAACGGAACAUUUGAAAGUCAAGUAAGUUACAGUGUAAAUUUCGAUUUCGCUCCAUUGGUAGUUGGUGCUGGUAGUUUCAACAAAGAUGAACGUUCAGAAAUU
Messenger RNA from Rotaria sordida, 1653 nucleotides. The record is from the annotation of a GenBank genome assembly. NCBI's taxonomy places the organism in Eukaryota, Metazoa, Rotifera, Eurotatoria, Philodinida, Philodinidae.